AUGUCAAAGCGUGGACGGCAGACGGAGGCUCCGAGGGCAAUUUUUGCUGCCGAGGACGAUGAUGGCCAUGCUAAACCUAUCACCAUCGCAUGUUCAUCGAAGACGGUACAAUUUGCGAACCACAUGAUCCUUAGUUCACAAAUGGAGCUGUUGGAGAUUGAGGAGCUGCCGAAAAGGCUCAUUCGGGAGGAAGCUGGACGUGCCUUCCGUCUCCAGGCAUCAGAUAAGCAGGCUGCCGAACGGCAAGUUAAAGCUUCAGAGGCCAAAUUGGCAGAGAUGAGGGCAGCUCUGGACGCUGCGAUGACGGCGGUGAAAGACGUUGUUGAGGUGAAAGAGGCUGUGCAAACGGCCUUGGAGGAGUCCGAGAGGGCCAAGACAGCAGAAAUUGAUGCUGCCGUUCGGGAGGCGAUCAGGGGCUACCGUUCGUCUGAAGAGUUCACUGUCCUGCUCGACAAUUAA
This is a messenger RNA of Prunus armeniaca (apricot), 459 nucleotides long. NCBI's taxonomy places the organism in Eukaryota, Viridiplantae, Streptophyta, Magnoliopsida, Rosales, Rosaceae. The record is from the annotation of a GenBank genome assembly.